AACGCGGGAAGGAGGGGCGGGGCGUCUGGUGGCGGUCGGGAACGGGGGGAGGGGGGAGGCGGCAACAUUGUUUUAAGUUGGACAAAUUGACAAGAGCCAGACAUACACUGCGUUCCAUCUUGACCCGGGCUCACCGUGCUGGGCUCCGUUUUUCCCUCCUCAGUCCCCUCAGCUUGCUUUCUGCAGGGUUCCCAGGUCCCCGCUCCAGGGCCCGGCUGCCCUGACUCGCUAGCGCUUCAUGGAGAACUUCCAAAAGGUGGAAAAGAUCGGAGAGGGCACGUACGGAGUUGUGUACAAAGCCAAAAACAAGUUGACGGGAGAGGUGGUGGCGCUUAAGAAAAUCCGCUUGGACACUGAGACUGAGGGUGUUCCCAGUACUGCCAUUCGAGAGAUCUCUCUGCUCAAGGAGCUUAACCACCCCAACAUUGUCAAGCUGCUGGAUGUCAUCCACACAGAAAAUAAACUCUACCUGGUUUUUGAAUUUCUGCAUCAAGAUCUCAAAAAGUUUAUGGAUGCCUCUGCUCUCACUGGUGUUCCUCUUCCUCUCAUCAAGAACUAUCUGUUUCAGCUGCUUCAGGGACUAGCAUUUUGCCAUUCUCACCGGGUCCUACACCGAGACCUUAAACCUCAGAAUCUGCUUAUCAACGCAGAUGGAGCCAUCAAACUAGCAGACUUUGGGCUAGCCAGAGCCUUUGGAGUCCCCGUUCGCACUUACACCCAUGAGGUGGUGACCCUGUGGUACCGAGCCCCUGAAAUCCUUCUGGGCUGCAAAUAUUACUCCACAGCUGUGGACAUCUGGAGCUUAGGCUGUAUCUUUGCUGAAAUGUACCUAGUGUGUACCCAGCACCAUGCUAAGUGCUGUGGGGAACACAGAAGAAAUGGAAGACACAGUCUCUGCCCGCUGUGCUCCUAUCUAGAAGUGGCUGCAUCACAAGGAGGGGGUAUGACUGCAGUGUCUACCCCACACCCCGUGACCCGCCGGGCACUAUUCCCUGGAGAUUCUGAGAUUGACCAACUCUUCCGGAUCUUUCGGACUCUUGGGACCCCAGAUGAGGUAGUUUGGCCAGGAGUUACUUCUAUGCCUGAUUAUAAGCCAAGUUUCCCCAAGUGGGCCCGACAAGAUUUUAGCAAAGUUGUGCCUCCCCUGGAUGAAGAUGGACGGAGCUUGUUAUCGCAAAUGCUGCACUACGACCCCAAUAAGCGAAUUUCAGCAAAAGCAGCUCUGGCUCACCCAUUCUUCCAGGAUGUGACAAAGACAGUACCUCACCUUCGACUGUGAUGUUCUUGCCUAAGCCUUCACCCUCAGCCUCUCCCACUGUGGUUCCGACCUGGCUCAGCUCUGGGUGAUUUGGAUCAGGCAGGCUCUCUGAUCAUUUCUGGGUGCCUUAACACUUGCCUUCCCUUUUUGUCCAGCCAGCUCUGGGUGCCCAGGAGUGGAAAGAAGGAACAGGUGAAAAUGAAAGGAAACUUCAGUAUUACAGGCACUUAACUUAGCUUCACCACCCUUUCCCCCUCUUUUGCUGGUGAGGGGUGGGAUUCAAAACAAAACUGACUCCUUCCCCCAAUCCCAUUAGUUAUCUCAGUCUCUGAGAGCUCUAUAAUUAUUUACUGUGUUUGGGAGGAAAGGGACCCAAGUCUUCUGCUGCCACUGUUUCUUGUAAAUACAACCUACAGUAGGAGGCUAAACUAGAAUUUUUGAGAAACAAGUCAAAAAAUAAAGGGGGGACAGGUCCUGUUGUAAAGAAUUAGUUUAAAAAUAGAUCCAGUUAGCCAAAUUUUAGUGUUUCAUCUCACCUAAAAGGCUAAGAGAUUCAAGAUUCAGCCCUGGGGAGGAAGCCCAAGAAAUGAUUGCCCCCUAGUGCCAGUGUCCCUGCUUUGGGCAAAUAGGAGUCUAGGAGGCCCAAGGGACAAGGGUUAUGCUUGGGUUGAAUCUGUUGCUUCACCAUGGCCUUAAGAGAUGGCAGGUAACAGAUGUUCCAAUUUCUUCCUUUUAAGAUUUUUAAUUCUUCAGUUGCCAGGGAUUCCUUCCCUUAUCUUCCUUUGAAAGCCACCUCACCCUAGGAGAGUGGAAGCUAAGGUUUAAACAUCAUUUUGAGAAUGAUGACACUUUAUAGAGCUGUGACACAGUAGAGGCAUUGGGGGAAAAAGAGGAACAAUUAUAUUUAUAUAUCAGGUUAGAGUCUUUGUUGUGGCUUUUU
Octodon degus (degu) is the source of this 2198-nucleotide messenger RNA. It is a transcript of the gene Cdk2, whose product is annotated as cyclin dependent kinase 2. The record is from RefSeq and is a predicted model, not a curated record. Gene Ontology annotation, biological process: signal transduction; regulation of G2/M transition of mitotic cell cycle; G1/S transition of mitotic cell cycle. Gene Ontology annotation, cellular component: nucleus; cytoplasm; cyclin-dependent protein kinase holoenzyme complex. Gene Ontology annotation, molecular function: cyclin binding; cyclin-dependent protein serine/threonine kinase activity; ATP binding. The transcript has 8 exons. Lineage: Eukaryota; Metazoa; Chordata; Mammalia; Rodentia; Octodontidae. The coding region runs from base 239 to 1279 and encodes 346 amino acids.